Molecule: messenger RNA, 4056 nt
Organism: Anarrhichthys ocellatus (wolf-eel)
Lineage: Eukaryota; Metazoa; Chordata; Actinopteri; Perciformes; Anarhichadidae
Gene: wnt9a
Product: wingless-type MMTV integration site family, member 9A
Exons: 4
Coding region: 46-1275 (409 amino acids)
Biological process (GO): neuron differentiation; cell fate commitment; canonical Wnt signaling pathway
Cellular component (GO): extracellular region
Molecular function (GO): cytokine activity; frizzled binding
Source: RefSeq, a predicted model, not a curated record
GCUACUCAGGAGAAACGAAAUGAUCUGCCCUGGAGCCGCAGCAAAAUGCUGGAUGGACACCUACUCCUGGGAUGGUUAACGUUCACAGUUAUAGUGUAUCUUCUCAACUUGCCUGGACCAACCGCAGCAUAUUUCGGGUUGACAGGUAAUGAACCGUUGUCUAUCCUGCCACUGAACUCUCUACCGGAGGAGAACGUGGGCAGGGCCCACUACAAGCUGUGCGACCGGCUGAAACUGGAAAAGAAGCAGCGCAGGAUGUGUAGACGAGACCCGGGCGUGGCGGAGACCCUGAGAGAGGCCAUCACCAUGAGCGCCCUAGAAUGCCAGUACCAAUUCCGCUUUGAGAGGUGGAACUGCACCUUAGAGGGGCGCCACCGAGCCAACAUUCUAAAGAGAGGAUUUAAAGAGACAGCCUUCUUGUAUGCCAUCUCCUCGGCCGGCCUGACCCAUGCGAUGGCCAAGGCUUGCAGUGCGGGACGCAUGGAGCGCUGCACGUGUGACGAGGCCCCGGACCUGGAGAACCGCAAGGCGUGGCAGUGGGGAGGCUGCGGAGACAACCUCAAAUACGCAAACAAGUUUGUCAAGGACUUCCUGGGCAAACGCUCCAACAAGGACCUGCGUGCUCGCGUGGACAUGCACAACACAAACGUGGGCAUGAAGGUAAUCAAGGCCGGAGUGGAGACCACUUGCAAAUGCCACGGCGUUUCCGGCUCCUGCACCGUCCAGACCUGCUGGAGGCAGCUCCAGCCCUUCCACGAUAUCGGCAAGCAGCUGAAGCAGCGCUAUGAGACCUCCAUUAAGGUCGGCAGCUCCACCAAUGAGGCCACGGGGGAGGGAGAGAUCGCCACGGGCCGGAGCCAACAGCAGCAGCAGCAACAGCAGCAGCAGCAACAGCAGCAGCAACAGCAGCAGCAACAGCAGCAGCAGCAGCAACAGCAGCAGCAGCAACAGCAGCAGCAACAGCAGCAGCAGCAGCAGCAGCAGCAGCAACAGCAGCAGCAACAGCCCGGCCUGAGCGAUCAGAUCCCUCGCACUAUGGACUUGCUCCACAUCGAGGACUCGCCCAGUUUCUGUAGACCCAGCAAGUACUCGCCAGGCACGGCGGCCCGUAAGUGCUACAAGGACAAGAACUGCGACGCUAUCUGCUGCGGGCGAGGCCAUAACACUCAAAGCAGGGAAGUGACCCGGCCCUGCCAGUGCCAGGUGCGCUGGUGCUGCUACGUCGAAUGCAAGCAGUGCACACAGAGAGAGGAGGUCUACACCUGCAAAGGGUAAACCGGCGACCUGUCGGCCCCUACGAUCAGUGGAGCAAGUGAAAGAUGGUGGUGUUGAAGGGGAGUGGCUGUUUUGUUCCCAAACAAGGUUCUGCUUCCACUGUCGGAACAGUGUUCUGCAAACACAAAAGAGGAGCGAGCCGAUGGAGAAGCAAUAAGCACUUUGAGUUGGGCUUCAGAGGUCCUGUGGCCCCCCGUGUCUGGGGUUUGCAGAUAAAAAAAAACCCAUCUCAGACAACUGGGAAAAUAUCUCAAGCUUCUUUUUUUAUAAAUCACAACUUUGCCUUGAAGAGAGAAGCUUUUAUUUUCCCAUAAAAUAAAAAUCCUAUAUCAUCUUUUUACAAAAAAAUCUGAGAUUAGCGUCCAGCUAAUGAGGAUCAAACGCAUGGACAGGAACACCAUCAGACUGGAUUCUGGGGUCAAAGAAGAAUGGUGUGUGUGUGUGUGUGUGUGUGUGUGUUGGUCAUUCUUUGUGUUUUUUUGUGAGCACGUGAUAGAUGGCGAGGGGGGUUCGAAUGACGACUUGUAUGGCAAUGAAAACCAUAUUCAGAGACUGCUAAAAAGAAAAAAAAAAAAAGACAGGGUGUAAGAUUUACUUUACACGCACAUAUUUACACUCGCACACAUUGUGUGUUUGCAUAUGUAUAUAAAUAAAUUCAGUUAUAUUGUAAUGAUAUUAUACAAGCCACUUAUCUAACUAUGUUAAAACAAACCACUAACCACACAAAUGUUUUGUUGUUUGUGUGCUCUCGCUCGUUUUUCUUCUUGAUUCAUGUUGACAAGGCCCUUUGGAAAGCAGCACACUUGCGUCCAUCGUCUUGCUGUGGAUAAUUUAUAGAUCCUUUGGGACUACUCCUUCACAGGGAGAAGAAAAUCUUUUUUUUUUUUGGUAUUAAUAUAAUAUGAAGCUGUUAAUAAAUGCAUUAACAGAAAAUAACUUAACCAGUCAGUUUAGGCUAUUCUCGGCCUUGAGCGAACCAGUGUUCAGGGAAUAACUUAAACCACUAUAACUAUUUGGAUUAAAUAGGAGAGAAAUAGUGCAAAGACAAGUGGAGAUGACAGUGGCCUUUUUAUGACGGCCAACAUCAUCGCAACAGGUGAUGACCAGCAAACGGUCCACGUGUGACUCGCAUCAGACAAUUUUUUUUUUGAGCUCUGCAGAGUUUAAAUCUUUUUAUGUUUGUUUAAGUUUUAAUACUUUUGAAGUUGUAAAGAAAACUGUGGCGAACUGGAGGAAUGUAGCCCCCCUACCAUUUCACAUCCUUCUUUCCUCUUCAGCUGCCACGAUGUGAUUGAGCCAUAUUCAACACGUGUAGACAUGUACAGUGGGAGCUGCAUCGGUCAGUCCAAACAGUAUUGGGCAACUGAGACGGAAAUCUAACUUGACGUGUCUGAAGAAUUGCUCGAGUGAAGAUGAAUACGCAAGUCUCAUAGCUAAUGUAAACAUAUUUAAUAAGACUAACAUUUGUGUAAUGUUCGGCAAAUUGAUGUCUAAAUGCAAAUAUUGGGGUUUUGCAAAUCAGGUCUCUUCAUUCAGACGUCAGUGAAAUUGUUAUAAUACGUGGGUUGAUUUGCUUUUUCAGAUCGUUGACACUAUGCAGCAUACUGAACCCUGCCAUGCAACUACAGUGACGGUUUAAAAGGAACAGUUUGAUGUUUUGGGAAAUACUCUUAUUCACUUCCUUGAGUUAGAUUACUGAUACUGCUCUCAUGUUUAAGGCUACAGUCAUAAAGAUCUGUUUAUCAUAAAGACUGGAAACCUAAAAUAUAACAUGCCAAUCGGUGAACUUCAGGGAUGCUGGUAGGCCGAUUUUCUUUCCUGUCUCUAUGCUAGGCUAAGCUAACUGGCUGCUUGCUGUAGUUUCAUAUUUAUUUGACAUAUAUGAGAGUCGUACUGAUCUUCUCAUCGAAUUAUCAGCAAGAAAGUGAAUAAGCGUACUUGUCAAUCUAAAAUGUCAAACCAUUGCUUUAAGACAAAAUGAAAUCAAAGGUUUAAUUUUAUGAGAAAGGUCUCUGAACACACAAACAAUGCAGACAAUAUUAUGUCAUUGUAUUCUCAGCACUUAGCCUCUGGGAACAUUAUGUUAUAUACUAUAAGUUAUGACUUGUUUUAGAUGGGUGUGAAUUAACUACUGAGUGAGGGACCCAGCUUUGUAUUAUAGCACCAUUCACGCACUGAAGCCCAAAAGCCCUUUAAAGUAUUUUAAGAUCUGUAUUUAUAGAUGCAGUGCAGUUCAGAUUUUUGUUUCUUUAAAAAAAAAAAAAAAAAAAAAAAAAGUAAAUAUUAAAGGUUUCUUCUCCUGUGGUAUAGAGACAAAAGUGAGGCACAUGUUCAACUCUCACAAGCAACUGUAACAGAAAUUGGUAGCAUUAGGAAUGUUCGGCUGAGACGUUUGUGGAAUCAGCACACAGCUGCUGUAACGAGAUGGUUACAGAUUGUAAUCGGCGAUGCAGCACCAUUGCCGACCAUCCUUAACAGUGGCUCUUACCUUUGAACAGAUGGUUUUAGUCUGUAAAGAUGAUUAUCACAAGAUUUGAAAUGAAAGCGCCGUCCUCGACAGCAGUAUCAUGCUUUAGGUAGAGAGCCUCGCAUGGCUUAUUUGUCCGGAGGAGAUGAAUUCCUAGCAUUUUGAUAUGAGGAGGCAUGCCAAAUAAAGACUGGUCAAAACAUAUACAUAGAACUUUGCACGCAACACGGAAACCAUAAUAGCUAUGCGGAGACCUGAAGCAUAAAUGCCAGCUUCCCACAACUUUCGUGUGUGUGUGUGUGUGUGUGUGUGUG